CGGGAUUCCAACUAGGCGCAUGCGCGAAGAAAGUUCUAGCAACGCUGAUCUCUAACCAGCUGGUCAGCAACCCUAGCCUCGCUGCUUCUUUCUCUUCACGUUUCGAGUAAAAACGGGCGUGUAUGGUACUGUGAUAAACAAAUUACAAAUCGCAGCCAUGGUACGUAUGAACGUUCUCAGUGAUGCUCUCAAAUCCAUCAACAAUGCCGAAAAGCGCGGAAAGCGACAGGUAUUGUUGAGGCCCUGCUCCAAAGUGAUUGUCAAAUUUUUGACUGUCAUGAUGAAGCAUGGAUAUAUUGGAGAGUUUGAGAUUGUGGAUGACCAUCGCAGUGGAAAGGUGGUAGUGAACCUUACUGGAAGAUUAAACAAAUGUGGAGUUAUCUCUCCAAGAUUUGACGUACCGAUCAAUGACAUUGAGAAAUGGACCAACAAUCUCUUACCUUCUCGACAGUUCGGAUAUGUUGUAUUGACUACUAGUGGAGGAAUCAUGGACCAUGAAGAAGCCAGGAGGAAACAUCUUGGAGGAAAAAUCUUAGGAUUUUUCUUUUAACUUUUUAUUUAAGUAAAUAAAGAUGUAAAAAC
Formica exsecta is the source of this 582-nucleotide messenger RNA. RefSeq names its product 40S ribosomal protein S15Aa. The record is from RefSeq and is a predicted model, not a curated record. NCBI's taxonomy places the organism in Eukaryota, Metazoa, Arthropoda, Insecta, Hymenoptera, Formicidae. Gene Ontology annotation, biological process: translation. Gene Ontology annotation, molecular function: structural constituent of ribosome. Gene Ontology annotation, cellular component: cytosolic small ribosomal subunit; ribosome. Bases 158 to 550 code for a protein of 130 amino acids. The transcript has 4 exons.